Molecule: messenger RNA, 1132 nt
Organism: Strongylocentrotus purpuratus (purple sea urchin)
Lineage: Eukaryota; Metazoa; Echinodermata; Echinoidea; Camarodonta; Strongylocentrotidae
Product: monocarboxylate transporter 6-like
Exons: 4
Coding region: 8-1132 (374 amino acids)
Biological process (GO): transmembrane transport
Molecular function (GO): monocarboxylic acid transmembrane transporter activity
Source: RefSeq, a predicted model, not a curated record
CUGUACCAUGGGUCGUGUUCAUGAUAUUUUAACUUCCCCCAGUUUACCUUUGGUGGUGUGUACCUUCUUAAGGACAUCCGGUACUGUGGGUAUUAUGAAGACCAUUGGAAUUUACUUGGAAGAUAUCAACAAAAGUCUUGGAACGACAUCGACGGAUCUCGGAAUUGCUCUUGGUCUCCUCAAUGCAUUCUGCCACUUACCAGCUCCUUUCCUUGCUGCCCUCUAUCGUCACCAUUCGACUCGUCGUCUGCUUCUGAUAUCUGGUACAUGUCUCCCUCCAAUAGGCGUGGCUUUGACAUCCAUGGCAACCAGCAACGCCCAAAUGGAGAAUUACAACCUACUUUUCAGCCUUGGUUUGACUGGAUAUGGUGCCGGAAUGGUUCUGUUACCGCUCUUAGCUGAAUUCUUACGUCAAGCAUACGGUUGGAGAGGUGGACUGCUCAUCAUAAGCGCUCUGAUGGCACAUAUUAUCCCAGUUGGCAUGGCAAUUAAGUUGGAAUUAGAUGAGAGUAGCACACAGAGAAAUGGUUUUCAGAGUGUCCCAAGUUCUCCCAAGGGAGAAGAAUGCAACACCAGCACAAGUCAGGACAUAACAGAUGAAAACAGAGACGACAACGGAAUUUUUCGUAGGAUCACCAACAGUCUUCGCCAAUCUGAUUUGUACGUGGAUCCUAUAUUUAUUUUGGUAUAUGGUGUUACCUUGGCGUCGCAUAUAGUUUGGAGUGGUUGGCACUCCUUUCUUGUACCGCAUGCUCUGCAGAGGGGAAUCUCGGUCCGGAACACCAUUAUCAUCACUUUCUCAGCUGCAAUAGGGAAUGCCUUAAGCAGGGUUGCUGUUGGUUCCCUUACCAACAGCCUCGUCAAACCUGUCGACCUCUUUCUCUUCGCUACAAUCUUGGACAUCGCUGCUCUUCUGUGCAAUGUAUAUUUCGUCAACUACUACGCCAUGUUGGUGACUACAUGUAUCUCCUCCGUGGCAAUAGCAGGGAAGGCGGUGUUGAGUCAGCUGAUCGUGAGGGAUAGAGCGUCUUCCCAAAAGUAUGAUGUCGCGUUUGCAGUCGACCAAUUUUUUAUCGGAUUCGGGAUGAUUCUUGGUGGCUAUUUGAGUGGUAAGGAAUCACCAACAACGUAA